Sphaerulina musiva SO2202 is the source of this 510-nucleotide messenger RNA. RefSeq lists its product as uncharacterized. The coding region runs from base 1 to 510 and encodes 169 amino acids. The record is from RefSeq and is a predicted model, not a curated record. NCBI's taxonomy places the organism in Eukaryota, Fungi, Ascomycota, Dothideomycetes, Mycosphaerellales, Mycosphaerellaceae. The transcript is spliced from 2 exons.
AUGUCGGCCAUCAGCAAACUGACAGCUCGUGACCAAGAACUACUCCCACUGGCUUGGCUAUGUCUUCAAGGUGAAGUCAAGAUCGAUUUCCAGAAACUGGCCCGAGAGGGAGGCUUUACCAACGUGGGCUCGGCCUCCAACGCAUGGGCACGCAUCGCCAAGAAGCUCGCGAUUCCCCGGGGAGGCAGCAAGUCGGAUAAGAGAGCCAAGUAUGAGGCCAUGUCGACCAUCACGUCGCCGAAGAGGAAGAGGGGGGAGGAGGUGGAGGAGGUGAAGAAAGAGAAGUUCAAGGUGAGGAAGGAAGAGAUGGUGGUGGUGGAGGAGAUGAAGAUGAGGAAAGAGGAGGAGGUGGUGGUGGAGGAGAUGAAGGUGAAGGAGGAGGAGGGGGAGGAGGAGGAGGAGGGCCCGGUGAAGAAGAGGGCGCGGGUCAGGCCGAGGAUCAAGAAAGAGGCCAUCGACGGAUCACGUGAGGAAGAGGAAGAUACAUAUCGAUUAUCAUCUAUCUGGUGA